Molecule: messenger RNA, 1011 nt
Organism: Capronia epimyces CBS 606.96
Lineage: Eukaryota; Fungi; Ascomycota; Eurotiomycetes; Chaetothyriales; Herpotrichiellaceae
Exons: 1
Coding region: 1-1011 (336 amino acids)
Molecular function (GO): hydrolase activity
Source: RefSeq, a predicted model, not a curated record
AUGGCUUCCCCCAGCAGCCCCCGGACGUCAAAUGCGUGGAUGUCCGAGGUCAACCCAGAGUUCAGCCCUCUGAUCCCUGGGAUCAACGAGGCUUUCAAGAAAAUAUGGACAUACAAAGACAUGGCAGAAUUUCGUGGGAACUGGACUACGACUAGGGCAAGCUUUGCUCCCUACAUUCCCUUGACUGGCUUCACGACGAGCCAUCUCCAAGUGCGUGUCUCAGAUGGCGCUGAGGUCGAAGUCCGCAUCCUCCGGCCGACGAAUUCCGAGAGCGAAGAACUGGCAAUGCUCUUUGUGCUGCAUGGUGGCGGCUGGGUGGUCGGCGGACAUGACUCGGAGAGCUCCAUGUCUCGAGCUGUCUGCGUCAAGAAUCGCAUGGUCGUGGUCAGCGUCGACUACCGCCGAGCACCAGAGCACCAGUUUCCCACUGCGCUGAAUGACGGCUACGACGUCUUCAAAUGGAUCUGUGCAAAUGCUUCAGCCCACAGCAUCGACCCCUCGAGGAUCAUUCUGGCCGGCACCAGCGCUGGAGCGAACCUGAUAGCCGCCUUGGCCAUCAAACUCCGCGAUGACAAACUCCUGGAUGGCGUGUUGGGACAGGUGUUGAACCUCCCGGCUGUGUGCCACCCAGGCCACUUCCCACUGGGCAAGUUCGAGCUGAACAGCUACGAGCAGAACGCCGAUGCACCGACGAUCAAUGGCCGGUCCAUGCGAUGGUUCUGGAACCAAUACUGCCCUGAUAGAGAUAGAGGAUCCGACCCUUUGGCGAGUCCGCUGCUAGCCAACGACCAUGCUCAAUUGCCUCCAGCGCUGAUCCAGGUCGCGGGAAUGGACGCAUUACGGGACGAGGGCAUUGCUUACGCCGGAGUCCUGGAAAAGGCCGGUGUCCCCGUAGAGUUGAAGACCUACCCCGGGCUUCCCCACGGAUUUGUACUGGCCAUCAGAAUGGAAGUGGUCAACGACUACUAUAAGGCAAUGGUUGACUGGAUUGCCAAAAGGCUGGAGGGAUGA